GAAACACGCAUAUCGUCCAAGAACGUCCUGUGCAAACUUUUCAUUUUGUUAUUGAUCAAGGAGAUACGGUCACCGCCCAGGAACGUCCUCAUCAGGAAUUCAAUUGGGUCGAAAGUUGCAAAGGUCAAAUUCCAGAAGGUGCAUGGUAUGUCGGUGGAUACGCUAUUGGCCGUGGGCAGUACAACAAUGGCAAGCAAGUGGGCUAUGUUGUACCUGGGAAGGGUUUGGUGAUCGGCUAUAAUACAAAAGAGAUCACAUUAAGUCAUUAUGAGGUUCUCAAGGGAGAUCCAACUCAAUAUCGUUGGAUUCGAUGUCAAGGUCCGUGCAAGCCACAACAUUUCGUUCCCUUAUACGGCGGUCACGAAGGUGAUGGUCGCGAGUUAUACAUUGCUAAGGGAUGGUAUAACAACCGCGAGUUUAUCGGAAAAGCUGCUCCUCACCUGGGUGGGAUGAACUUCGGAUAUAUGGGCCACGAUCAUUAUCUCCACGAUUAUCAAGUCCUAGCAUUAUUGGAUUAA
Acaulospora morrowiae is the source of this 518-nucleotide messenger RNA. NCBI's taxonomy places the organism in Eukaryota, Fungi, Glomeromycota, Glomeromycetes, Diversisporales, Acaulosporaceae. The record is from the annotation of a GenBank genome assembly.